CACCUGAGUUGUGUGGAGUUGCUUAUUGAUACGAGGAGAAUUUUGUACUUGGCGAUGUUUAGGAGGGCUCUGAUGGUCAUUUUACGGUCCAUCCGCUGGUUUAAAUCUCUUAUCAUCAAUAAUUCAACCGUUCACUCUUAGUCGCCGCUAUAACGAGAACGGUACCAAUCUCUCUGGAAUAUCGAUUGCAAAACUAUCCUAGUGCCUACGCUACUUAUAUUUUGAUUUUGUAAUCGUUUCAUAUGCACGUAACCGCGCUUGUUUUGUGAUAUUUAUAAAAAUGCAUGAGUUUUUCCAUUGUUCAUAUUACAGAAGGAGAAAUGUGAACAAUUGAGGUGCGAUUGCCGUUUAUACAUAGAGAAAUUUAAACUCCUGGUUGAUAAACUUUUACUGGUUUUUUCUCAUUACGAGGAACCGACCAAAGAACGACACAGACAAUGGAGCAGCAAAAUGAAAAGCUUUAUCAUUUCUCUUUUGGACUAAACAUUAUUUCAUUUUUUUGUUCACAUUUUAAUUAUCACUCUCUCUUUCGGGACUGAUAUAAAAGCAGAUCGUUUUUGGAUUGAACAUUAUAACAAUAGGAUAUAUAAAGCCAGACUUAGAGGUGGACAUUUAAAGCGGCGCGCACCCGACAGGUAUCAAAAAGCAUACCAAAACAUUUUUUGGAAGAGCGGUUGACUGGACGCAGAAAGUUUAACCAUUCUGAUUUCAUCGCAAGAAUUUGAUUUACCUGAAUGUGGCACCGUCAGUUUGUGUGACAGGGGACAAGUGAGAUUAUGGGGGACGAGGACUCGUACAGCGCGUGGAAGGACAGGUGCGAUAGAUAUUUCACCUCCAUCUCAGAGUCAGAGAGUGUCAGGAACGGGAAUUAUGAAAAGAACAGGCACAUGAAAAAAUGGAGGACGCUUCGUGACAUCACAAGUGAUGAGCUCACCAAAUCGGACGCCACCUCAAAUUUUGACCGGGCCAGGCUGUGGCUUCCCGCCGUGGACAUUCAUGGACUUGGGAUUGCGGGAACAACUACUCACGUGUUGGAAACAUCCAUAUGGAUAAUUAUUUCUUGUGUUGCUUUCAGUGGAUUCGUAUUCCUUGUGUACCUGAACUUUUCAGUUUACUAUCUGCAGUCCUCUAGCUUUCGAACUGAGCAAGUUGGUGCCAGGAUAUCCGAGGCACCUGUUAUAACUGUGUGCAAUAAGAACAAACUGCGUUUCUCUGUGGUGGCGUCCGCUGGCGACAGAUUCCGUGAUCUCCUUGUUCCCAUGACAACUACUUCCAUGCUGUCACCAUCUCUUACAAAAAAUGGAACCGACGCAAUAAAAUCCACCUCAUUUCAAACUUUUCUCAGAAAUGUCGUAGACAAAGAAAAAUAUGACAAACUGAUGUCAGAGAUAGAUUUUUCUUUCGAGCCUUAUUCCUCAAUGACGUCACAAAACGAUUGGUACAGUGUCUACAGAACAAGUCUCCGAUAUGGCUUCCGGAUUUUAGAACAGGCCGUGAGACCAAAUAGGGAGGAGCAGUGGAAGUUCGGCCAUCAGGCUAACAAGACCCUAGUACAGUGUCUGUAUAAUGGAAGGCCCUGUCUUCAAGACGUUUUAGAGAUUGUUGAUGAGGAGCAUGGACGAUGUUUUAUGAUAUCUCCAUCUGUAACAAAGGAAAUGGGCAAGAUUGAGCUGAGACUGAACAUUGAGCCCGAUGAGUACAUCGAUGUAUUGAGUCCUGAGCAUGGGGCUGUUAUAUUUAUCCACACACAGAAAUUCAACCUCAGGGACGGUCAACAAUACAUGCUGGCCCCCGGAUCAAGUUAUAUCAUCGACCUACAAAAAAUUGUCAAAACAAAGAAACUUCAGGACUGCAUAGACAGACAGAGUUACAAUAGGAAGAAAUGCUUGUCUGACUGCAUAGACCAUUUCUCACAGACAUACUGUAAAUGCCGACAGAAUUUUGAAAGUGACAAUGCUGAUAGAUGCAGAAUCAAUGUUCAAUUUGAAUUUGUGUGUUCCGCUGCUCUAUCAUAUUUAGCCUCAAGUGGAGAGCUACCUUGUUCAUGUCCACUGCCAUGCAGCACAAGCAGUAUUGAUACUACAGUAACUUCCCUACCCUGGCCUUCUGCUGGGAACCUGAAGCACGAGCAGAAAUACUUACAGAACCAGGGACUAGUUAUGACUGACAGUCAGUUCAGGUCCUCAAUGAUAAAGGUGUCCUUGGAUUUCUCUAAUGCCAAAGAAACAAGUCUGACGGAGGAAAACACAUCCACAUUGUUGCAACUGCUUGCUAACAUUGGAGGUGUGUCCUCCCUGCUGAUUGGCAUGUCAAUCAUCUCUGUUCUGGAGGUCCUGUGGCUGACCAUCAGGGCAUGCCUUGUGAGUUGUGUGGAGUCUUAUCAAAGGAAACAGAGACAGGAUAAAAACAUCGAGAAGCUGUCAGACUCCGACUUCACUUCUAUUACGUGGGCAGCACAGAAAGAACGACUGAGAUAUGAAGCACAGCACAAGGAGGAAAUGAUUGGCAGGAAAGGACUCUGGUCCCAGGAACCAAUCAGAAGAAACAGUGGAAGAUGUCAGGCUCUGAGGCCCAUCCCAGAGGAGAGCAAAUCCACAAACACCUUCAGUGUCAAACACUCCUCAACCAAAAUGGGAGGGCAGCCACAACACGGGAUGUUUACAAAGUACACCCCAUACAACAGGUACCCAAGUCAACCCACCAUUGUAAACACCAUUAAACCUGAAGACCAGGCCAAAGGAAACGAGUUCCCUUUGUUCCAUUCUCUGGACCAAGCAAGUGGGCCCCGAUGUUCUACACCGGAGAACAAGGAGAGUCGUGCACCUCAUCUACUUCACAUGGACUCGGACGCCCGACACUACCCCGAGAGAGGGAGGAUCAUCUCCCCGGCAGAUGCCAUUCAAAUGUACGGUCCGUCCGCACGAAAAUACUAUGUCAGUGAACCAUAUAACAUAUAACUUUCUACAUGAUGCAUAUAUAUCCAAGGGUAUCCUAUAGGCAACUGUAGGUAACAGAGUUUGGUUUUCUUACAAAUUAUAUGAAUAUGCUUUAAAGUUUGCUUUUUUUUUAAUUAUGCCAAACAUUGUGUUU
Molecule: messenger RNA, 3090 nt
Organism: Magallana angulata
Lineage: Eukaryota; Metazoa; Mollusca; Bivalvia; Ostreida; Ostreidae
Product: acid-sensing ion channel 1A-like
Exons: 10
Coding region: 777-2957 (726 amino acids)
Biological process (GO): sodium ion transmembrane transport
Cellular component (GO): membrane
Molecular function (GO): ligand-gated sodium channel activity
Source: RefSeq, a predicted model, not a curated record